Molecule: messenger RNA, 937 nt
Organism: Physcomitrium patens
Lineage: Eukaryota; Viridiplantae; Streptophyta; Bryopsida; Funariales; Funariaceae
Source: RefSeq, a predicted model, not a curated record
AUGAAUGUAGUCGAGGAGUCCUUGGGGAGGAGGGAGAGGAGGGUGGUGGAGAGACUUAGGGCGAGGCAUCCGUGGGCAGGUCUUUUGCAUGACUCGAAGCUGAAGGCAUCUUCAGGCUCUACCAGGCCCUGCAAGUCUCGAGGAAUCUCUCGCACGGAUUCUUGUUUUGUCCGGGAGAUCAGUGCUCUGCGAUGCCAUGCGGUGGUAGUGUUAAUGCUGCGGGGGUUGGCGGUUUUCCCAACGUCCACACCCGCGACGACUUCCACCACACCUGGCGAAGCCAUCCCACUCCAGGCCAGGCCUUUUCAUUCCUUCUUCUCGGAACACGCUCCGGACCUGUUGCGCGGCGCGUAUUCCCAUGCGAGUCGGUCGAUAUUUGCAGGCAAUGGGAUGGCUGGACGAGCAGAGGUGGUCAUUGCUUUAUUUUUAUUCUUCUCCAUCGUCGGGCUUCUGUUCCUGUUGUUUUCGGUUGUCGCAGCGUGUGAAAGGUCGCCGCUCGGAAUGAAGCGAAAUGAAUGAGUUCAACUUGUCUUUGCAGCAAAGCUAUGUCGGUACUGGCUCUUUGUGCAGGAAUACAAUUUGUAGGGAUCUGAUCAAUCUUUGCUUUAUUUUAUUCUAAUUUUCAAGUGUAAUUUGAUGCAAUUGGAUUUUUAUAUUUCUUAAAAACUUUUCUCGUAAUUUCAGUGACACCUAAAAUAAUAACUUUACGUACAUAUAUAAUUAAUUAAUUAAUGAAAAGGUGGUUUGUUGAGGUGUUCGAUUGCGUCUCUCACAUAUUAAUUAUUUUUUUAAUAUUUUCCAGUAUAACUACUGUUGAUUCUGAACUUCAAGUUAAACAAAUGAACGUUAAUGAACUGAUAGAAUCCAAAAAGCAUUACUUUUACUCACAUCUUUUGAUAGAUUCUAUGCUGUCCAGCCAAUAUAUAAAAAUUUUAAA